Paramecium tetraurelia is the source of this 564-nucleotide messenger RNA. RefSeq lists its product as uncharacterized. The transcript has 2 exons. The record is from RefSeq and is a predicted model, not a curated record. Lineage: Eukaryota; Ciliophora; Oligohymenophorea; Peniculida; Parameciidae.
AUGAUCCCAAACACUAAAAGAGAUUUAGUUGCCAUAGAAUACUUAUAGCAAAAUGUCUACCCUGGAUUAUAACCAGCAUUAAUGAAGUUAAUCGAUCAUGUUGUGAAAUCAGAUGAAGUUAGAAAACAUUAAGAAAGACUCAAGAAAAUAAAAAUAUUUGAUAAAAUUGAAUAGAAGAGAGUUGAAAAAGAGAGACUCAGAGCUGAGCUUGGAUCUGAGUAUGAAUCCUCAGAAGGAUCAGUUGAUUUAGAUGAAAUGGGGAUUAAUCAAUCAGAGUUUCACAAAUAUAUGGGAAAAGAUCAAAAAGAAAUUCAAUCACCUUUACCAAUGGAUGAAUAGGCUUAACAAGGAGGAGCAGAGGAAUAAAUAUCUUAAGAUCUCAAAAAAGACACUCUGUUAUCAUUAGGAGAAAUAAGAGAGGAUCAAGAGGAUGAAGACCAGGCAGACAAACACGAAUUGGAAAAAAUGAAACAAUUCCUUAGGUAAUAGAGAGAAGAAAUGUCUUUCAAUCCUUUGCUAUUUCUAGCCCAAUAGAUUCGAGAUAUUAUUUCUGCGAAUAAUUGA